AUGGGGCACCCUACCUCUUUCGGACAGCCGUCGUGUCUUGUCUGGCUAGCUGCGGCAUUCCUUGUUCUGGGGCUUUGCCUCGUCCAGCAAGGCGCUGGCAGACAGCGGCCUCACCAGUGGAAGAGCUCGGAAGCCGCUUUGAGUGUCAGUCCGGCAGGAGACAUCGUGGACAAGUAUUCUCGUGAUUCCACUGAGGGAGAAAACACUGUCUCAGAGGGGGAAGCUGAGGGCAGUCGGGGGGGUUCAUGGCUGGAGCAGGAGGGGGUUGAAUUAAGGUCGCCUUCACAGGACAGCCAGACAGGAACCUCGACCGCGUCCCCCACAGGCUUCAGAAGGUUACUCAAGCGUUUGCGUUUUUGGCGUCGGGGGAGUACACGCGNUAACAGGUAUCUAAGAUUUCUGGCCCCGUUCGAUUUGGUGACGAUCCCGGGGAAGCCAUUAGUUCAGAAAGCUAAGUCACGUAAUGAGGUUGGCUGGGUCAAAAAUCUGUUGUUUCUGCUUCCUCCAACUCAUGUCGAUAUGGAAACGUUUGUCGACGAGAUUGGUCGAUUUCCACAAGAGGACCGCCCCCUAGCUGAUGCCGCUCGAUUGUAUCUUACUGUUCAGGCGGUGAGGUUGGUAGCGCACCUCCAAGACGAAGGAGUGGUGCACGGGAAGAUAAUGCCUGAUUCGUUUUGUUUGAAGCGUGAGGGGGGCCUGUACUUGCGUGACUUUGGCUCUCUGGUGAGAGCGGGCGCAAAAGUGGUGGUGCCCGCGGAAUAUGAUGAGUAUACGCCGCCAGAAGGUCGUGCGGCCGCCCGAAGUCGUUUCGGCUCUGGGGCGACCACGAUGACGUACGCAUUCGACGCCUGGACACUGGGUUCGGUUAUAUUUUUAAUUUGGUGCUCUCGAGCUCCCGAUACAAAAUCGGGGUACGAAUACAGUGUCGAAUUCUUUUUUUCGAGGUGCCGGCGGGUGCCAGAGAACGUGAAACUUCUGGUUUACAAGUUGAUUAACCCUUCUGUCGAGGCCCGCCUGCUCGCCUUGCAAGCGAUAGAGACUCCGGAAUACAGGGAGAUGGAAGAACAGCUGUCCGCUGCUUCGCGCCUGUACUCAGGUGAUGGGACGUUGACAGGGGGAGACGAUGACAUGCCACCACUGGAAACGUGA
Molecule: messenger RNA, 1149 nt
Organism: Toxoplasma gondii ME49
Lineage: Eukaryota; Apicomplexa; Conoidasida; Eucoccidiorida; Sarcocystidae
Gene: ROP4
Product: rhoptry protein ROP4
Exons: 2
Coding region: 1-1149 (382 amino acids)
Biological process (GO): protein phosphorylation
Molecular function (GO): ATP binding; protein kinase activity
Source: RefSeq, a predicted model, not a curated record